AUGGCGGCAGCUGUGUCAGACUCGUUUUCCGGCGGCGGCCCUGCGGCGGUGAGGCUGCCGUCGUCCCCGCCGGUCAAGGUGCUGGCGGAACAGCUGCGGCGCAACGCAGAAGGCGGCCCAGGCGCGUGGCGGCUGUCACGGGCGGCGGCGGGCCGCGGACCGCUGGAGCUGACGGCCGUGUGGAUGCAGGGCACGGUGGUGGCAGCGGGCGGCGGCGAGGCGCGGCUGCGGGACCCGAGCGGGGCCUUCUCAGUUUGCGGCCUGGAGCGGGUGCCGCGCGGGCGGCCUUGCCUCGCCCCAGGAAAAUAUGUGAUGGUAAUGGGAGUAAUUCAUGCCUGCAUCCCUGAGCCAUGCCUACAGGCCGUGAAGAUGACAGAUCUCUCUGAUAAUCCUGUCCAUGAAAGCAUGUGGGCACUGGAAGUAGAAGAUUUACACAGAAACAUUCCUUAG
This is a messenger RNA of Pteronotus mesoamericanus, 450 nucleotides long. It is a transcript of the gene RMI2, whose product is annotated as RecQ mediated genome instability 2. The coding region runs from base 1 to 450 and encodes 149 amino acids. NCBI's taxonomy places the organism in Eukaryota, Metazoa, Chordata, Mammalia, Chiroptera, Mormoopidae. Gene Ontology annotation, biological process: DNA repair; maintenance of rDNA; regulation of sister chromatid segregation. The record is from RefSeq and is a predicted model, not a curated record. The transcript is spliced from 2 exons. Gene Ontology annotation, cellular component: nuclear speck; cytosol.